This is a messenger RNA of Apaloderma vittatum (bar-tailed trogon), 436 nucleotides long. RefSeq names its product zinc transporter ZIP11-like. Gene Ontology annotation, molecular function: zinc ion transmembrane transporter activity. Gene Ontology annotation, biological process: zinc ion transmembrane transport. Gene Ontology annotation, cellular component: membrane. The record is from RefSeq and is a predicted model, not a curated record. The transcript has 4 exons. The annotation marks the transcript as partial. Lineage: Eukaryota; Metazoa; Chordata; Aves; Trogoniformes; Trogonidae.
GUCAGCAUGAUCCCGGGGCACGGGCCGGUGACCCAGGCGGUGCUGGGGACCUUCCUCACGUGGGGGCUGACGGCGGCUGGCUCGGCGCUGGUGUUCGUGUUUUCCAGCGGGCAGAGGCGGAUCCUAGAUGGGAGCUUAGGCUUUGCCGCGGGGGUCAUGCUGGCAGCGUCGUACUGGUCCCUCUUGGCCCCUGCUAUCGACAUGGCCGAGGAAUCCGGCAGCUUCGGAGCCUUCGCGUUCUUCCCCGUGGCCGUGGGCUUCGCUCUGGGAGCGGCUUUUGUGUACUUCGCCGACCUGCUCAUCCCAGCACUGGGUUUCAGCGGGCCUCCCCACGCGGCGUUUGCCUUGAGCUGCGAGCAGCGAGCGGUGAAAGAAAAAUACGAGCACGAACCUGCGCAUCAGCUGGACUACGAGAGCGAGUUGUCCAUCCGGAUAG